AUGGAGAAGAAAGGUGCUGGUGGAAGAAAGGGAGGUGGGCCCAAGAAGAAGCGUGUUUCCUGUUCCGUUAAGGCGGGUAGAAUUGGGCGUUACUUGAAAAAGGUCGUUACGCACAUCGGGUUGGACGUGGUCCUCCUGUUUUCCUUGCUGCUGUGCCUGAGUACCUUGCUUGUGAGGGUUUUCUUGAUAUCGGUAGUUGUUUUCAUUUUGGAUGAAUACUUGGAUGGGUUUCGUGAUUAUGAUUCAUUGUUAGAUGGAUUAGCGAGAGACGAGAAGAAGACUAGGAUAACACCAAGGCAUGUUUUGUUAGCUGUAAGGAGCGAUGAAGAACUUGGGAUAUUUCUUGCUUGUGUAACUAUUGCUCAAGGAGGUGUGCUACCUAACGUUAAUCCAGUUCUUCUGCCUAAGAAAUCCGACAAAGUCGGAAAGGAACUUGCUGCUAAACCUCCAUGUAAGGCUACCUAG
Molecule: messenger RNA, 465 nt
Organism: Lycium barbarum (goji berry)
Lineage: Eukaryota; Viridiplantae; Streptophyta; Magnoliopsida; Solanales; Solanaceae
Product: histone H2A-like
Exons: 3
Coding region: 1-465 (154 amino acids)
Cellular component (GO): nucleosome
Molecular function (GO): structural constituent of chromatin; DNA binding; protein heterodimerization activity
Source: RefSeq, a predicted model, not a curated record